GAAACAACGCGACGCAUAUCACCAUUCCAAAAUCCGAAAGAAUUUCCAAACGAUUCCGCCGACGCCGACCUAUUGUUGGAAUCCGUAAAGAAAUAAACAUUUUAGGCCAUCUAAAAAUAUACUUUAUCUUCUAUCAUUUAUGCUGCGUAGCGUUCCGCUGGCUUGUAAAAUCAUUAUUUUAAGCACCGUAUUUUUGAGUAUCGCUUAUUUUCAUGAGUCACGGAGCCCGUAGACACGGUGGAUUGGUUGUUCAGUUCUGCGUACGGCGUAAGUGCUGAAAGUCGUGUAAAAAGUUGUAUCCGCCGAGAUCGCCAGGAAUUCGUUUAUAAAUAUAGUGCGGUGUGUGAGAGGUUGUGGGAAUGGACAGGCGCGUCGAUGUCUGUGCGGCGGAAUGUCUCGCUGAUUCUAUGAAAUACUGUUGAUGUGUGUACAAGAUAAAUAAGGGCACAAUUUGGGAGAUUGUGCACUUGCCGUUAUCUGGUUUAAAAAGUGUUGCCAGCUAACAUAUGUAAUACCAACGUUUUGCUAUUGGCUCUGUACUGCUCCGUGAACGUUACAUUAAAAUAUGAAAGUAAACAACCUAACUAACCAUUACAAUCUAUUUGAAUUAUUAGCAUCGUAAGCGAAGAUAUGUUACGAUGUAAAACAUACCUAGAUCGGAAUGAGAGCUUAAGAGAUAAUUGACUGGAUGAAUGGGUUCAUUAUCCUGGAUUAAUAAUAUACCAUAAUAAAGACCACAAUUCUUGUUGGAGAUGAGGCAUACGUCACUGACGUAUUUUAUUAUUGUUUUGUCGUUUCAACCACUUAUUGCGAAGAUAACACUCAUCCAAACUUUGUUUGGAUAUUUAAUACUUACCAUAUAGAAUUAUUGUUAGCUACAAAACUGUAUUCUGUAGCCAUUAGCAGCUAGUGUUUUGUAUAUAAACAUUGGAGACUGAUGUACUUAACAUACUGCUAAAGAUAAUACUAAUAGUUUAUUACAGUUAGAAUUUAACGCAUUUUGUAAGUCGCGCAUUUCUACGUAACAUUAAAGACAGACACAAAUAUUAUAAAAAACAAAGAUGUUGCAAAAAAGAAUUGUUAUUUUGAAUUGAAUUGCUACCUACUUAGUCUCCAAGACAGCGAAUCUGUGUUAUGUUUUGCUUGAAAAGAAACUGUAAACUUUGGAUUUAACUAUUUUGUGCUAUGCUUAAACAAGCAAGAAAUUGAUAAAUCGCAUCAGAAGAUCGAAGCACAUCGUCCUGAAAACUGAGAACUGAUACAAACGUGUGGUGUACUGAAUGACACGACAGUGCAUCCUUUUCUUUUGAUAUUGAUAAAGGGCAAUUUGACAAGUGAUUAUUAACCAAAAACACCAUGAAGUUCUAAAAGGGGUGUUCGGUCGUUUCGACCCAAAUGUAAGACAAGCAAUUUAUUUAACUAGUGUUGUUUUACGUAUAAAGAACAAUAUUCCUACUUACAUGAAGAUUGCAGUUAACAGUCCUAUAAUGCAUGCGGUCAUUUCGUGCUAAUGUGAAGUAACAACACAGUCAAAGUUGCGAGAGUUGCGCGAGAGUUGCGCGGCAUGCGCGCGCGCGCCCCAUGAUAUUCACGGGGGGCGCGCGCCGCCGCUCGUCGCCCGCUCCACGCGCCGCCAGCCGCGCCGCCUCGCGCCCGCGCACACAUCUCGCUACGAGCUCCGCUUUCAACUGGCUGCCAGGUGGAAGCUGCGGAGACGCGGUCCCCGAGGUGCGUCGCUCGCGGGGCAAGGGCAUCACUCAACGUCGCGGGGCUAUCAAGCAUCAUAAAAUCCACGAGGUGAACGGCCAUCAGUUCAUAGCCAAAUUCUUCAGGCAGCCAAUCUUCUGCGCAUUCUGCAAGGAGUUCCUGUGGGGCUUCGGGAAGCAGGGCUAUCGAUGUUCGGCGUGCCAGACCGCGGUCCACAAGCGAUGUCAUAACAAACUGCUGGGGAAAUGUCCCGGGACCAGCGACAUCUCCGAAGCCACUGUUGUGAGUAUUCAACCUUUAAAAAGGUAACUAUUCUUUAAGGCUACCAUCAAAUUUUUAUCAAAAUCUUUUGAAUAAUAUCGAAAACUAAACAAAUUAACAGAAAAUUAUGCGGAGAUAAAAGCUAGUUAUGCUAUAGGUAUUAUUCCAUAAUAUAAAUGCGUAAGUUUGUGUGAUUACACGGGAAUAACCUAUCGAAUAACACAUAGGGUAAUUUUUAUCCUGAAAUUCCCACGGGAGCGACGCCCUGAGCCACAGCUAAUAUUAUAUUAUAUAUUAUUUUCCAUUAUACAAAAUGUGGUCACAAUUAACGACAAGUAUUUAGUGGCCACGGUUUUCUAAAAAGAAAAUCACUAAAAUCCUUAUAAAUUGUGGCAACUGUGUCCAAAUAGAAACUACUUACUGGAAUCCGUCGCUUACGAAACUACUUCAUUUUCUCAAUAAAUGUAUAUAUGCAGUGUACUAUAAUAUCCAGUUUCCGCCUGGUUUUGACAAAAGGGGCCAAAAAGGACCCUAAAAUGUCGUUUAAAAUA
Messenger RNA from Plodia interpunctella (Indianmeal moth), 2519 nucleotides. Its product is annotated as putative protein kinase C delta type homolog. The transcript is spliced from 4 exons. The record is from RefSeq and is a predicted model, not a curated record. NCBI's taxonomy places the organism in Eukaryota, Metazoa, Arthropoda, Insecta, Lepidoptera, Pyralidae. Bases 1582 to 2016 code for a protein of 144 amino acids.